Messenger RNA from Marasmius oreades (fairy-ring Marasmius), 802 nucleotides. RefSeq lists its product as uncharacterized. Lineage: Eukaryota; Fungi; Basidiomycota; Agaricomycetes; Agaricales; Marasmiaceae. Bases 30 to 746 code for a protein of 238 amino acids. The record is from RefSeq and is a predicted model, not a curated record. The transcript is spliced from 5 exons.
AACCGAUCGCGACUCACAACACACCCUCCAUGUCGAAAGUAGACCUAGUCAAUGCUGCAUUUCUGGACAAGCUCCAGUCCAUGUACCCUUCCGAUCCUUCGGAUAAAGUCUGGAAAAACCCCUGGUACAUCGUCGCCUGUGUAGCCUUCAACGCGAGCAACGAACCAGAAGCUAUUCCUCUCGUCUUUCAACAUGCUUUGAAAUCCACGACUAGCCACGAAGAACGAUUGACACUAGCUCGAAAAGUUCGUGACGCGUUGUACAACUCAGCCGUAAACAGUGGGUUUGCUAAAGGUAUCAAUUCCCUUGUGGCGUUGAGUAAAGUGAUGCCUGAGGAAUUGAAGGAUAAGAAAAUGUUUAGAGAUCGGACUGCCCCUUUGUCUGAUUUCGAAGAGACGGGGAGGAAUUUUUUCCGACAGCUGUACGGAGAAACUGCGGAUUCGGUGCAAACUUUGCUUGAUGAUAUCUAUCCUGAUCUAGGCUGGUUCUGUAACACCAUCGGAUACGGUGUCGUCUAUGGGUGUCACGAGAUCCUAACACCACUCGAAGUAUCCUACACACUCGUAGGCACACUUAUCGCCAACGAUACACCGAGGCAGAUUAAUUGGCAUUUGAAGGGAGCACGGAGGCUUGGGGCGACGGUUGAAGAGGUGAAGGCUGUGAGAGAGAUGGCGAUGGAAGUGGCUUCGUUGUGUGGUGUGAAAUGGAAGGAAGGUGUUCCUGAGUUGCAAGAGGAUGGUGUAUGAUGUCAACGUGUGUUUCUUGGGUCAAAUCAUUGCAAUGGAAGAACCUAUGUCCCUUG